UUUUUGAAAAUAUAAGCUCUAUAAUUUGUUAUGAAUAUGUUUAAUUUUCACAAUCUACCACUGAAAUGUGGAUGUAGGUUUCUGACUUUGUCAAUUGUCUGAAGGCUUCUUCAAAAAAGCAAUGGAGAAACUUCGGGGGGAAAACUAUAUAUAUAUUAGUGCUAUGUUUUCUAAACCAAAUGGAGAAUGUUCUUAUUAGCUCGGCCCUCGUUUGCACUCAGACCCAAAUGGAUUUUCUCUCUAUAUCUCAGGAAUUCAUGCUCUCUUACUACUUCGACCUGUCGUUCGCAAGCCAGUCAUGCUACACCGACGUUUCCAAAUCUAAAGCUUCUCAAUUCCGAUAUCUCAAACUGUAUGAGAAGCGGGUUAGUGGAACAAGCCCAGAGACUGUUCGAUGAAAUGCCUCAAAGAAAUGUUGUGACUUGGAACGCCAUGAUUCGUGGGUACUUCUUGAAUGGACGGUGUAGUGAUGGGAUUAGCUUGUUUCGUCGAAUGCCCGAGCGUGAUGUUUUCUCUUAUAAUACGGUGAUUUGUGGGUUGAUGCAAUGUGGGGAUGUUGAUGGUGCUAAGGAUAUUUUUGAUGUAAUGCCGUUUAGAGAUGUUGUGAGUUGGAAUUCAAUGAUUGCGGGAUGUAUUCGGAAUGGGUUACUAGAGGAAGCAAUUCAGUUGUUUUAUGGCAUGCCAUUGAAAAACGUAAUUUCUUGGAACUUGAUAAUUGGGGGGCUUGUAAAUAGUGGCAAACUUGAUUCGGCUGGAGAGUAUUUUGGUAAAAUGAGCAGGCGGGAUCUUGUGUCAUGGACCAUCAUGAUAUCGGGGCUUUCCCGCGCUGGACGGAUUGAUGAAGCAAGGGGGCUUUUCAAUAACAUGCCCACGAAAGAUGCUCGAGUUUGGAAUGUGAUGAUGGUCGGAUGUAUAGAGAAUGGGAAGAUUGAAAUGGCAGAGGAGUUGUUUAGGAUAAUGCCUGAACGAAACUUUGAUUCUUGGGACAACUUAGUGAAUGGGUUUGUUGGAAGCCGAAGGUUUGAUGAUGCUAGGAAGCUUUUUAUGGAAAUGCCAGAUAAAUGCCAGAAAACAUGGAACAAUAUUGUGCUGGCAAACAUAAGAAAUGGGCUAGUUUUACAAACUCAUGCACUUCUUGAAAAGGUACCAUAUGGUAAUAUAGCUUCGUGGACUAAUUUGAUUGUGGGAUAUUUUGGGAUUGGUGAAGUUGGAGUGGCGGUGGAGAUUUUUGAAUCGAUGCAGUACAAGGAUACAACUAUGUGGAAUGCUACAAUAUUUGGAUUGGGAGAAAACGAUGAAGGCGAGGAAGGUUUGAAGCUUUUUACUAGAAUGAUAAGGUUAGGUCCACGUCUUGAUAAAGCUACGUUUACGAGUGUUUUAACAAUUUGUUCUGACCUGGAAACUUUGCAGCUUGGUAGGCAAACGCAUGCACUUAUUCUAAAAGAAGGAUUCAAUGGGUUUGUCGCCGUCUCAAAUGCUAUGAUUAAUAUGUAUGCAAGAUGUGGAAACAUGGAUUGUGCCUUCAUGGAGUUCUCUUCCAUGUCGGAUAGGGAUGUUAUUUCUUGGAAUUCUAUCAUUUGUGGGUUUGCUCACCAUGGAAAUGGCGAAGAUGCUCUGGAAAUGUUUGAAAAAAUGAAAUUGGCUAACAUAGAACCUAAUCAUAUAACUUUUAUUGGUGUACUAUCUGCCUGUAGCCAUAAAGGUCUGGUCGACAAAGUUGACUUGCUUGGGAGGUUCGGGCUUAUUGAUGAGGCAUUAAGUUUUCUCAUCGAAAUGAAAGCAGAGGAAAUUGAAGUUCCUCCGAGUGUCUGGGGGGCUUUGCUUGGAGCUUGCAGAAUCCAUAAGAAUUAUGAUGUAGGUGUGAUUGCGGGUGAAAAGGUCCUGGAAAAAGAGCCUCAUAACUCUGGAGUAUAUUUGAUCUUAGCAGAAAUGUAUUCAAGAAAUGGGAAAAGGGAGGAUGCUGAAAGGAUUUUGGCAAGAAUGAAGAAUAAUGGAGUUAAGAAACAACCAGGGUGUAGUUGGAUUGAAGUAAACAAUUGUUGGUACGUUUUUCUUUCUGGAGAUUGUUCAAAUCCUCAUUUUGAUAGAAUCUGUUAUGUUGUUAAGUUGUUAAAUCUGGAGAUAAAUGGAAUUCUAAGUUAA
Messenger RNA from Cucumis melo (muskmelon), 2142 nucleotides. Its product is annotated as pentatricopeptide repeat-containing protein At4g02750-like. Gene Ontology annotation, molecular function: protein binding; RNA binding. The record is from RefSeq and is a predicted model, not a curated record. Bases 187 to 2142 code for a protein of 651 amino acids. The transcript is spliced from 2 exons. Gene Ontology annotation, biological process: RNA modification. Lineage: Eukaryota; Viridiplantae; Streptophyta; Magnoliopsida; Cucurbitales; Cucurbitaceae.